This is a messenger RNA of Ceratosolen solmsi marchali, 2383 nucleotides long. RefSeq names its product U4/U6.U5 tri-snRNP-associated protein 1. NCBI's taxonomy places the organism in Eukaryota, Metazoa, Arthropoda, Insecta, Hymenoptera, Agaonidae. Gene Ontology annotation, cellular component: U4/U6 x U5 tri-snRNP complex. The transcript is spliced from 11 exons. The record is from RefSeq and is a predicted model, not a curated record. Gene Ontology annotation, biological process: mRNA cis splicing, via spliceosome; maturation of 5S rRNA. Bases 62 to 2383 code for a protein of 773 amino acids.
GGUAGAGGUUAGGAAACCAAAUACUUUUAUAAGUUAUUUAUAAUAAUAUAAAUAUUUACAAAUGGGUUCCAAUAAAAGACACAAAACUGAAAAAAAUCGAGAAAUGAAGAAAAAACGUCAUCGAAGCCGUUCACGUUCAUAUUCUGCAGAACGUGAUAGAACAGAAAAACACAGACAUCACAAGAAGCAUAAGAAAAAAGAUCGCAAGGACUAUGAUAGCGAUGUGGAGAUCAUCGUCAGUGCUCCACCACCGCCAAAGAUCUCAAGGACAUCGCAACUCUCAACACCGCCACCACCACCCGAUAUUUCAGCAUUGAGUAAAGAAGAUAAACAUGCGAAUCAAAAUAAAGAAGAUAGAUCUAAUAAGCAAAAAAAAUCUCCAACUCCUCCAAAAAGUACGCAGUCACAAACAUCACUUUCAAUUGAAGAAACAAAUAAACUCCGCGCCAAACUUGGAUUAAAGCCUUUAGAAAUAGAUAGUGGUCCUAAAGAAGGUUCAGAUAUUAUUAAAGAUGACUUGGGAGAAUUUCGUCAUAAACCUGCUAUUAAUACGGCUGAAAAAGAACGAACGCAGAAAAUGAAAGAAAAAAUAAGUACAAUGAAACAAAAACGACAAAUUGAGCAUUCACUAGCUGCUACAAAGACUCUUGGUGAAAGUGAUUCAGAUGAUGAUACACUUGCAUGGGUUAAAAAGAAUAGAAAAAUUCAAGAAGAAAAAAAAAAAGCAGCUGAAAGAGCAAAAAUGUUAGAUCAAAUGGACGAAGAAUUUGGUAUAGGAAAUUUAGUUAAGGAAGAAGUUCAUAAUGAAAGGAAUAACGCAUACACUGAUAAAGAUUUGAAAGGUCUUAAAGUGGAACAUAAUUUGGAUAAAUUUCAAGAAGGAAGUUCUGUUAUAUUAACAUUGAAAGAUCAAGGAGUGCUAGCAGAAGAGGAUGAUGUUCUUAUAAAUGUUAACAUGAUCGACAAUGAACGUUAUAAAAAGAAUGUUUUAAUAAAAUCUAAAAAACCAGGUUAUGAUGCAUAUGAUGAAUGCCACUAUGACGAAUAUGGCAUGCCAUUAAAUAAUGUUUUAGAAAAAUACGAUGAAGAAAUUGAGGGAGAAAAACGUCAGAGUUUUGCUAUAGGUUUAGUUGAUGUAAAAGCAAUAAAAGAACAACAAGCUGCAAUUAUAAAAGGUCGUCUUGCUAAUAAGCGCUUAGAAAGCUUAGAAUUAGCAGAACCAAAAUUAGCAAGUGAAUAUUAUAAUGAAGAAGAAUUGGUUAAAUUUAAAAAACCAAAGAAAAAAAUUAGAAAAAUUCGAAAUAAAAAAAUUUUAAAAGCUGAUGAUAUUAUUCCAGAUAAUGAGGAUUAUUUAAAAGAUUUAGGAAGUAGAAGACGUCGUAAGAAAGAAGAAUGCAAAACAGAAGAAACAAAUGAAAUUUUAGAUAAUGAUGAUUUAGAAGCUCCAAAGGAAGAUCUUAGUGGUAUUAAAAUUGAAGAAGAAGAUCAUGAUUUGGAUAAAAAAAUAAAACAAAAAGCUGAACGUUUAAAAGGACCGGUUUUAUCUUUAAAACCUGAAAAAAUUGCAUUAUCAAUCAAAGAGGAAGUAGAGAUGUCAACAGAAGUCAAUACCAGUGGAAAUAUUGUAUUAAAUUCAACAGCAGAAUUUUGUAGAACGCUUGGAGACAUUCCAACUUAUGGACAGGCUGGUAAUCGAGAUGAAAAUAAUCAAGAAUUUAUGGACUUUGAAAUGGAUGAAGUUAAACAAGAAUAUAUAGAUGAUGAUGAUGAUGAUGAAAUGAAUGGACGAGGAGCUUGGAAUACUGUCAAAUUAGACCAAGUUUUAAUAGAACCAGCCGCCAUGGAAGCUGCUAUUUUAGAUGCUGAACCAUCGCUUGAUCAAGGCGUUGGUGGAGCUUUAAGAUUAGCCAUGAGUAAAGGCUAUCUUCAAAAAGAAGAUUCAAAUCGACCUUCAGCGUCUAGGUUUGCUCAUCUUAAGGCACAAAAUUAUUCUAUAGAAGAUAAAACAUAUGGUGAUGAUGAUAAAUUUGGAAGAAGGGAUAGAUUUAAUGGGCCCACUUCAGAUUUUAAAGAAAAAGAUGGUUUUAGACCUAAUGUUAAAUUAGAAUAUAUUGAUGAUGAUGGGCAUGUACUAAAUGCAAAAGAAGCUUUCAGAUAUCUUUCACAUAAAUUCCAUGGUAAAGGUCCUGGAAAAAAUAAAGUUGAAAAACGAAUGAAGAAGGCAGAACAAGAAAUUUUAAUGAAAAGAAUGUCCUCGACUGAUACUCCACUGGGCACAUUAACACUUUUGCAAGCAAAACAAAAAGAAACUCAAUCACCUUUCAUUGUGUUAAGUGGCAGUAAACAAAUGCAAACGGCUAGUAUUUCGAAAACAAAGAAUUAA